AUGUGUGUGGUGAGCAUAAGUGUCCUGUUGUUUCUUCCAACACAAUCCUAUGUGAUCUGGCUCAUCGUCAAAGGAACCGGAAAAGGAAAUGCAUCCGAGUUCAUCUUCCUCAAUCUCUCUGUUUGUGAGAUUUUAAACUGUCUGGAUGGUUUAUUGUUUAUGCUUUCAAAAAGCUUUUUAGGUUUCAUUGUAUUAGCACUGUUUUUGCAAGGAUUGCUCCUUGCCGGUCGUCCUCUGUUUCAGUGUCUGAUCUGUGUCGAGCGCUAUCUGGCUGUGGUUCAUCCUGUAACCUUUUUGAAGUAUAAACCUUUCAGAUAUAAAGCGAUCGGCUGCACUGUUGCCUGGUUAUUUUGUUUCGGAUCCUGUUUAGUCUGCUUGUUUACUUUAAUCUCAUUCAACACUACUGCACAUGCAUGGUUUUUCUCAAUCCUCUUCUUUGUGCUCCUCUCUGUUCAAUUGUUUUGUCUUGUGGCUGUUCUCAGAGCUCUGAAGCAGUCAGGACCAGGAGAGAGACGGAGAGAAAGAGAGGAGGAAAACCACAUGAAGAGAAGAGCAUUUAAUAUCAUUCUGAUAACUACUGUAAAUAUUGUUAUCAUGUACACUCCAUUUAUUAUCACUGGAUUUCUUACCAUUCUGAUACAACAGUACAACGCAGCACUUUGGAUUCCUUCUUUGUUGUCUUAUGUGCUGGGUGGGUUUUUACAGCCUGUUCUUUAUUUGCACAGAUGUGGAAAACUCUUUUGCUUUGCUUCAUCCUAA
Messenger RNA from Paramisgurnus dabryanus, 759 nucleotides. NCBI's taxonomy places the organism in Eukaryota, Metazoa, Chordata, Actinopteri, Cypriniformes, Cobitidae. The record is from RefSeq and is a predicted model, not a curated record.